AUGCGGAGAAGCAACAAGCUACCGAAGCAGCAGAAGCAACAAGCUAACCUCCAGCAGCUAACUCGGUCGGGGGGGGACGAGGCGUGUUAACAUGCAAAAGUUUAGAAACCCCGAACUUCGCCUCGACUAGUCACCAUACUAACGUUUAACGAGACUCCAUAAGACCCUCUAAAACAUGGACCAUAGCUCGUUUUUGUAAAUAGUUGUUUUUUGUAGUUAGAAGCUUUGAAUGUGUGAAAAGUCGCUCCGUGUCCUCCUCGUCGUUGAACAAGAUGGCAGCAGCAACAGUAGCCCCGUUGCAGAGUUUAACGGUGGUUCGGCUGUUUGUUGCUAGUCUGCUCUUCCACACUCUGAGGGAUGCGUUUCACUCUUCCUACUGAAGGUAUGGCCUCGCAAAUAUUGGCCUACCCAUCACACCUGCACUCAGCUCAAACAAGUGCCUUAGGAAAGAGCAACAGUGAUACCAGCAGACACGCAAGCGAAGCCCCCCGCAGUCAUAACACCAGCAGAGCCUUCGAGCAACGACCCCCGCCCAAGCCAUAUGUGAUUGGAGUCAACUACGGAAUUGCAUUGCCCAAUAACGUUAUCCCAUCUUCAGCUGGUUCUGAUCCAGGAAGGCCAAACUUGGGGCCACCAGUUGUUAAAACGGAGAGACCGGCUGAGUCCCAGGAUCACCAGAUUUCUAAGAGGGAAGCUGGAGGCUUGGAGUGUGGGUUACUGACUAAAGCCUGUUUAGGAGCAGAGGGGGAGGAGGGCGAAUACAGAAGAGCUCAAGUAAGAGGAGGUUACAACAGCCUUCUUGAUUCCGGUGCCUCCCAGAUAUGUGAACAGAAGGCAGGUGAAGGUGGGCAACGACAGCGGGAGAGCAACACCAUCAGAACCAUGCAGAUAGUGGAGGACGUACCUGCUAUGCCAUCACUUCCUCUACCAGUGGCCAUGUUGCAGACCAACACUGGGAACAAUGCAGACCCUGCUCGAGUCGGGGGUGGAGGAAAUCUCACCACUCAGCACAGCAGAGCCGAGGCGGCGACGGGCGUCGGCGUAGCAGCCGACGGGCCUGAGCCCUCUGGCAAUGAGGUCACGGCAGGCGCCACGGUAAACAGGAACGGAUCAGGAGACGGCGACUAUCAGCUGGUGCAGCACGAAGUCCUUUACUCGCUGAAGAACAGCUACGAGGUUUUAGAGUUUCUGGGUCGAGGGACAUUUGGUCAGGUGGUGAAAUGCUGGAAGAGGGCGACAAAUGAAGUGGUGGCCAUCAAAAUCCUGAAGAACCACCCAUCCUAUGCACGCCAGGGACAGAUUGAGGUGGAGAUCUUGGCUCGGCUGAGUAGUGAAAAUGCGGAGGAACACAAUGUGGUCCGGGCUCUGGAGUGUUUUCAGCACCGCAGCCACACCUGCUUGGUGUUUGAAAUGUUGGAGCAAAACCUCUACGACUUCCUGAAACAGAACAAGUUCAGCCCACUGCCACUGAAAAUCAUCAGACCUAUUCUGCAGCAGGUGGCUACAGCUCUCAGGAAGUUGAAGGAUCUGGGAUUGAUCCAUGCCGACUUGAAACCAGAAAACAUCAUGCUGGUGGAUCCAUCCAGGCAGCCAUACAGAGUUAAAGUCAUUGAUUUUGGUUCUGCAAGCCAUGUCUCCAAGGCCGUGUGCUCCACUUAUCUCCAGUCCAGAUACUACAGGGCUCCAGAGAUCAUUUUGGGUCUGCCGUUUUGUGAGGCCAUUGACAUGUGGUCGCUUGGCUGCGUGAUCGCCGAACUCUUCUUGGGCUGGCCCCUUUACCCUGGAGCACUGGAAUAUGACCAGAUCCGGUACAUCUCCCAGACGCAGGGCCUGCCUGCAAUGCAGCUGCUCAACAAGGGGACGAAGACCACACGUUUCUUCACCAAAGAGUCAGACUCUCCCUACGCCUCCUGGAGACUAAAAACGACAGAGGAGCAUGAGAAAGAGACGGGACUUAAAUCCAAAGAGGCCAGAAAGUACAUAUUCAGCUGUCUGGAUGACAUAGCACACGUGAACCUGGUGUUGAGUCCUGAUACCAGCGACAUGCAGGCAGAGAAGGCAGACCGGCGCGAGUUUGUCUCUCUCCUGAAGACCAUGCUGUUGAUCGAUGCCGAGGACAGGACCGUCCCCUCCAGUGUCCUUAAUCACCCCUUCCUCACCAUGACUCAUCUGUUGGACUACCCUCACAGCAACCAUGUUCAAUCAUCGUUCCGCAUCAUGGACAUGUGUCACACCCGGCCCAGCAGCGCCGUCUUUGAUGCAUUGAACCAGAACACCAUUCAUCUGCCCAGAGCCCCCUUAGCUCCAGCUGGGUCCUCUGGCCUUCCAAUGAGCUACGGCAACAUGCAGGUCCAUACCCAGUCGAUCUCCCAGUCUGCCACAUCCUUGUUGCAUCCUGGGAUAGCUUUAACAGGAAACGGGCAGUUCGGGUGCAAUGACUCCUUCCCGCCUGCCCUCCUCCUCUGUCCUCCCACAAUGCAAGGUAACCUUAAUCAGCCGGCAACCUAUUCUGUCCCCAUGGUAACUCAGGCCCCUCCCAUACAACCUCUACCUGUGAGGCCUGGAGUAAUAGCUCAGCAGGCCUGGUCUGGCCGAGGCCAGCAGCUGCUGGUGCCAGCAGCGUGGCAGCAGAUGACUCCUGUGGGGCCCCCACCCUCUCACCCACCUCAACCGCCCCCUCCUGCCCUUACCGGUGACACCACGGCUGGACCACAAAGGAUAGGUGACUGGGGAAAAGCUCGCCCACACAACAGCCACUACAGCGCAGUGAUGCAGCAGCCUCUCCUGACCAAUCAGAUGCCAUCCCUUUCUGCACAUCAGCCAAUCAACAUCGGCAUAGCUCAUGUUGUGUGGCCGCAACCAGCCAAUAAACGGAACAGACAAGGGCACAACCGGAACCUGUCCCACCCUAGCAACGUUCAAGUAUCAGCAUGUCGGUCUCCCAAAAUGGCCGACGUCGUCGGGCAUGCAGUGGCAGGAAGAGGGCAGCCGCAGAGGGAGGCGCCCCUGGUGGAAUCCCGACGACCAGAUAUCCAAAAAACAAAUGUGGAAAAAGAUGGCCCAGAGCUGAAAGAAAACUGCUUUAAAGAGACAACGGCAAGUGGAAACAGACAGUUAGACGCGUCCAGGCAGCCGCAACGCGACGUGGCGGUCCUGAUGGCCGACACGCCGAGUCCGGCUCCCAGCGUGAUCAGUAUCCGUAGCGAUCUGAGUGAAGAAGAGGACCAGGUGGGAAACGAAGGCGGUCAGGGAUGCCAUCUGAAUCAAUGUAAAGGAAAAUGUGGAUGUGAGGCUUGCAGAAACACCAGUGUGUCGAUGGAGAGGGUGUGUUCCCUCAGCAGCCCUGACAGCAGCCUCAGCACCAGUUCCUUCGCCUCCAACUCUCUGCAGUCCAGCCCUUCCGUCUCACCGUGCAAAAGGCCAAACAGCAUGUCUGAGGAUGACGGCCAUGAAAGCGGCUGUGACACGGUGGAAGGCUCGCCCUCAUCGGACACGUCAAAAUCCCAGCACAGCAACAGCGCCUACCGUUACCUUGACAACAACCGCUCUCCUUUAGCUGCCGUGUUGGCUCCGCUAACCCCCCCCUGUGAGCAGGACCGGAGCCCCAGAGGCAUCAGGACCAUGAUAGUUCCACCGAUGAGGGUGCAGACCAACAGCAGAACCCACAAGCUGCAGGAGCGAGUCCAGAGAACAGUCUCAGAAUCCUGGUCCCGAUCCAAAGGGUGCUGCAGCCUCCUAGGACAGCAGAGUACUGCCUCCUCCGUCCCCCUCCUGCCAUCCGCCCCCAUCCUGACGCGGCAGCAGAACCACCUGGUCUUUGGUCAGCAAUUCGCCUCCAACCUCAGCAGCAAAGAGUGGAACGGAAACUACGCGCCGCUGCGGCCGCACGCCUACAUCCCCCCCACUGUCCACACACACACCUUCACACACCUGCACCACAGCAGCCCCACGCACACCUCCACCGCCCCCCACACCCUGCUCUCCUACCCCUCCAGCGGGCCCCUCGCCGCCGCCCAUCACCCCAUCCUGCCCUCUCGCCCUCCCCCUCUCCUCCAGCAUGGCUUUGGGCUCUCUCACCCCCAAGGCGGAGCGCUGCUCCACCAGGUCACCCUGGGCAUCAGCGCACACCCCCACCACCCCGCCGCCACGCACCGGCUCCUUCCCUCCCCGACUGUAAACCCCCACCAUCAACCCAGCUACACCCACCACCCCCACCAGUUCAAGCCGCCCUUUCCUCCCCCGCCCCCACCUCACCCAUACUUGGCCUCCCCCGCCGCCUUCACAGGCUUCCACCUGAGCCCCACCAAGCUCAGCCACCACCCCCAGUUCUCCUACAUCUGAGGAGCGGCACGGAGGAGCGGCGCCUCCUGCUGACCAGGAGGCUGAAGGAGAAAUGGGGCGGGGCUGCAACCUGGGCAGGGAGACCCCCCCUCAGCAGAGCACAACACGAACACUUCUGUUGAGGAAGAGGAGUGUUUUUAUUACCUGGAUGAAUUAAAGAAGUGAUUUAAAGAACGUUUUCUGUAAUUGACGGGUUUGUCUGUUCAAGCAGAGACUUCCUGUUGGAAGACUUUCCUCUAAACGCGUCUGUUCGUUACCUCCUGUCAACGAUCCGAUCUUAAUAAAGGCUGGAAAUGAUUUUUUUCCCCUUGUUUGUUGGUUGGGGUCGUUCAGCCUCCGUUCCCUUUAUCUGUGUUGCCUUGCAGCUCGGAUCUGCUGGUUCGGCAGCGCAAACCCGGAUCCAAGUCUCCUGUUAGUGUGACCAGUUCCUUCUAGUGCCUUAACCUUCUUCUCCAGUCUUUGUCACUUCAGGACGGUUUAGAUUGUAGGUUUGAAUUGAAAUGGGCUUGCAGCACUUAACCUCCAGGCUCUGUGAGCGACGGGCUUUGAACAGCGGAUGAGGAUCAGAUGUUGGGCUUGUUUUACUUUCCACUUUUUAACUCGGCGUGGGUUUAAUCGGACUAGAGGCUGCACAUACAGGGCUCUGACUGAAUUAGCUUUUAAUGUACAUAAAGAGUGAUUUGAUAUUUUGAUAAUCGAUUUCUAUUCACUAUAGUACUUAAUUCAUAACAGUAUUGUCACUGUUUACUGUAACUGCAAUACAAUCUAGAUCCUCUGGGUUGCUGUGUUUUUAUUAUCUUGCAUUUAGGCUUGAUUUGCAUCCAUGCGUUUUAGUUUUUGGGAGUGGCGUGAACUUUAAAUGUUUUUAGCUUCUACCAUUCUUCUCAGUGUUGGAAGUAACCUAUCGAUUUAACAGUAUCACUGCUGGGCUUUGGAGUAUUAGUCGUAUCAGUAAUUAUUGUCGACGGAGCUUUUAUCCCCCUUUUCCCCCCGCGAGUGUCGAAACCCGUCGUCGGUUUUCAUACAUUCCUUCAGGGUGGAAGCGAAGCCGUGAUUAUUAUUAUUUUUGUUUUGUGUGCGUUUUUUUUUUUCCCGGUGUGUCGUUAUCUUUAGCCGGCGUUUCACUCCAAUCAACACCAAAGACUUUUCUCGUUAAUCAUUUCGGAAGCACGGUCGAUCAUAUUUCUGUCACCUCCGGUGUAUAUCGUUGCAGUCGUGGAUUUAAUAUUUUCUGGAAUAUAUUGUAAAAUCUCUAUUUUAAAGAUGAUUAGAGGUUGAGGUUUUAUUUUUCUGAGCUGUUUGCUAAUUGUAUUUGGAAUGUAUAGAUAAUAAGCUGCUAUGUACUGAUUAUCCGCCACUUGGUAGCUGUGAAUUUAGAGGAUUAAUCUCUUUCUGGCCUGCAGUCUCUGCUUAGUGUUGUAGUUUGGACAGCUAGAUGAAGCAUCCGUGGAUCUUCUUCUGAUCAUAGAGUGCAUUGAAUGCUACUCCUUUAUGCUAGUGCCUCUGUAUAUUGACUUUGUUGUUUUUGAAGUGUUUGUAAACUGCUGUAUUGGAAGUUCAGUUUUCCUUUUUUUUAUUAUUCUGUUUCUUUUGGGUGUGUGUGUGUAUUUAGCGUCAGUAUUUCAAACGUAGGCUGGGUUCGCUCUUCGAUUCUGUAACCGUUGUGAUGUAUUACCGUCUUUCCUUUCCACGCGCGGCUUUUUAUUUCCGUUAUAGGACUGUAUUUUGCAACUCUCCGUACUGUAUAACGUAGUGCCUUUUCCUCCGCCGGUGGCCGAUGGACGAUGUGUGCGAUAUCAAAGCGGUCGGUCAGAUGUAGGCUGAGCUCCUUUCUGGGGUCGGAUCCUGUAUCCGCGUGAUGAAACCCCCCAAAGUUUUGUUCACAAGACGAAGGUGAAAACAAUCUUGCGUUCGAUUUUAUUUAAAAUUUUUACAGAAUCCUAAGAAAAUCCUAAAUCAGGGAAUGUUUUACUCACCAAGAACACCGUGCAGCACUAAAAUCCAUGGGGCCUGAGUGACGUUCACAAAUGCAAAGCUUUAUCUCUCAUUGUGAAUGUAUUUGUGGAAGUCAAGAAAUCAAUAUUUGGUUUGAAAGUAAAGUGUUUUUCACAGUUUUGGGUGUUGAUAGUACUUGUAUGCAGCUAUUACCAUUGGUAGACAUUGUUUUGUAAGGGGUCUGUUUUUUUUUUUCUUCCUUUUUUUUAAUGCUUUAUCCAUCUGUCAUAAUCAAGGUUUAGGUCCAAAGGUUUCCCUCCCUGAUCUCAUUAUUACAGAACAGUGGAAUGGUUUUAUGUUUUUAGGUAUUUGGGUGUAUUUUUUUGUUUGCUAUUCUACUGUUUGCUCAUGUUUAAGGUUUAGUGUUUGUGCUCACCCAAUGGUUUCUGGUUUAUUAUUUUGUGGUGUGCAUCCCUGCCACCCCCUGGGGACUGGUGGCGCCCCAUGCUGUAAUCCCAGCCACCACCACUUUGGACUGAUUGCUUUGGGCGGGUAAAUCCCCAGCACAUGGAGCCCUGUAGCCUUUAGCAUCACAACAGGCCUAAAAACGUUUAAAACCAAAGUUAAUGCUUCUAAAAGCUUGUGGUGAGCUUUUUUUUUUAUCAGGUGAUGUAAUCCACAGCACCCUGAUCACUGGGAACCAACAUAAAAUAAAAAAUCUCAUAUCAAUCAACAUGUUCAUGCUGCAGAAUAUGUAGAUGAACUUCUGCUUAAUUUGAAUCCAUAUGAAAUUAAACUUGAUUGAUCAUGUUUAGGCACAAACAUGUCGACACAAUUGCAAAAUUGAAGCUGUUACUGUUGGAAAUGUGUGUAAAAUUUUGUGGCUUUAUGAUUUUUAUUCCUUGAUUUUUUGUUUGUUAAUCCUAAAUGCUACUCUAGUGUGACUUGUAGCCACUGCACUGUGCAAUAUACAACCAUAUAUGAGGACUGGGAAAAUAAUUGUUUGGAUGUAUUGAUGUGUGUCUUAACAGUUUGCGGUCACCCCCCCUCCCUCCCUCUCUAGUUCUCAGUGAGUUUCAAUGUGACCAAGCCUUAUGUACUUUGUCACAAAAAGCGGGUUCCUUCUUGGUGACUCUUAUUGGUGAGUGUCAAAUUAUGAAUUUAUUGUAUAAUAUGUUGAGAUUCACUUUGAAUUAAAAAAAAAUCUUUUGCUUCA
Messenger RNA from Cyprinodon tularosa, 7492 nucleotides. Its product is annotated as homeodomain-interacting protein kinase 3-like. The transcript has 18 exons. Gene Ontology annotation, molecular function: protein serine/threonine kinase activity; ATP binding; protein tyrosine kinase activity. The record is from RefSeq and is a predicted model, not a curated record. Bases 358 to 4341 code for a protein of 1327 amino acids. Gene Ontology annotation, cellular component: cytoplasm; PML body; nucleus. Gene Ontology annotation, biological process: peptidyl-serine phosphorylation; peptidyl-threonine phosphorylation. NCBI's taxonomy places the organism in Eukaryota, Metazoa, Chordata, Actinopteri, Cyprinodontiformes, Cyprinodontidae.